Asparagus officinalis (garden asparagus) is the source of this 1705-nucleotide messenger RNA. RefSeq names its product 5'-nucleotidase SurE. The coding region runs from base 197 to 1339 and encodes 380 amino acids. Lineage: Eukaryota; Viridiplantae; Streptophyta; Magnoliopsida; Asparagales; Asparagaceae. Gene Ontology annotation, molecular function: nucleotidase activity. The record is from RefSeq and is a predicted model, not a curated record. The transcript has 10 exons.
AACAGUCCAAUCUAUCCCUUCCUUGUCCGCUCUCUCUCGCUCUCUCACUCUCAAUCCCUCCCUUGUAACUCGCAACGGCAACCGAAUCCCUCUCUCUCUCGCUCGCUAUCAUUUAAUCGAGCACCCUCAUUUUCUCUCUCUUGAGCUUGAGCCUCGUUCUCUUCCCUUCUUCAAUCCCCUCUCUCUCUCUCUAGAAAUGUCAACCAAUCAUCUCCCCCCUUCUCUCAUCUCCAACCUCCAGAACGCCCUCAUCGCCCGAAAAGGCGGCGGAGACGAAGAAACCAAGGAAGGGAACCCAUCAACGGAAGAGGCCCAAACCGAGGAAAGCAACGAAGAGGGAUCGAGGAAGCCUGUGGUUCUCGUCACGAAUUGCGAUGGGAUUGGGUCCCCCGGGCUCGAACUCCUCGUCCAGGCUCUCGUUCGCCAUGGCGAGUACGACGUCCACGUCUGCGCUCCCGAUUCGGAUAAGUCUGCUUCUGGGCACUCAGUUACACCUUGUGAGACCCUUGCUGUGAAUUCUACAGAAAUGCAUGGAGCCACAGCUUUUGAAGUUUCUGGUACUCCUGUUGAUUGUGUAUCUUUAGCUUUGUCUGGGUCAUUAUUUUCUUGGUCAAGGCCAGCACUGGUUGUCAGUGGAAUUAACAAGGGAUCAAGUUGUGGCCAUCAUAUCCUUUACUCGGGCGCUAUUGCGGGAGCUAGAGAAGCUUUACUCUGUGGAGUACCUUCCUUAUCAAUCUCAUUAAGCUGGAGGAAGAAUGAGAGUAAUGAAAGCCACUUCAAGGAUGCAGUUGGUGUUUGUUUACCGUUGAUACAUGCUGCUAUUAGGGACACCGAGAAGGGGCUUUUUCCCAAAAGCUGUCUGUUGAACAUAGAAAUUCCCUCAUCUCCUACUACCAACAAGGGUUUCAAGGUGACCAGACAAAGUGUAUGGAGGCCUGCAUUAAACUGGCAGGCUGUGUCAGCAAAUCGGAACCCUGCUGCUGGCCAGUAUAUGUCAAUGCAUCAAAGCCUUGGCGUCCAACUUGCUCAGCUUAGUAGAGACGCAUCAGCAGCCGGCGCAGCACGUCGAAAUACUACCCAAAAGAAAAAUGUUGAAAUAGAAUCCGUUGCUGCUGCUGGAAAACCUGAGACAAAGGAAGCAGUGAAGAAGUUCUUCCGCCUUGAGUUUGGGGAGAACGAACACGAAGAUUUAGACGAAGAUCACAAUUUCAGAGCCGUAGAAGAAGGCUUUGUUGCCGUGACUCCUAUACAUUUCCAAUUAAAUGCUGAGGAUGAGAUUCAAACCUGUGCAUCAGAUUGGCUUGCGUCAGCUCUCAAAGGAAGCGAAGAAGUCUCUUGAGACUGCUGACAUUGCUUUUUAACUUGCAUACCACUUUCAGCAUAUUCGCAUCUUUCGUCUAAUAUCAUCAGUUUUGGCUGGAAAUAUGGUACAAAUGUGAUCGUCAUACUGCCCUUCGCCUUUUUUGUGUUCUUCUCUUGUUUGAAACUAGUGAGUUUGGUUUGUGUUAGGGGGGGUCUCACAGCUGUCAUUUGAUGAUUUUAAUUUCUUUGUAUUCACAUUCUGUUAUCUUUUUUAUAUAUAGUAUGUUAUUCUUUUUUUUCCUUUUCUUUUUAAUGAGAGGAUGAUGAGUGUUCAAUUGUUAUAGAUGGUAAGAUGAAACUAGUGUCCUUGUGUUUUCUGUAAAAGUUUCCUUCGAUUUCAUUA